Molecule: messenger RNA, 1356 nt
Organism: Mollisia scopiformis
Lineage: Eukaryota; Fungi; Ascomycota; Leotiomycetes; Helotiales; Mollisiaceae
Exons: 2
Coding region: 235-1035 (266 amino acids)
Cellular component (GO): membrane
Source: RefSeq, a predicted model, not a curated record
CGUGAGCAUUCAAGCUUGGCAACAUGACUACGCCUGCUAAUACAGAUAGAGUCUCCUAUUCCUCACUGGCAUCGCGGGGUGAGUAGAUCCUGGUUGUUCACAUCGUUCAGAGACUUCCAUCUUCAGUUAUUCUACUUACCCUUUCACUCAUGUGAGACUCGGCUACAAGCCUCGUGGUUGUCGAAGUCGUCCGUCAAAGAACUUGAACGUAAAUUGCAACUAUUGAACUGACUGAUGAUUCCUAGCUAUGCCUAUUCUCAGAUCCGCUACCUCUCACUGCCUAUACCACCAGCACUAGCCCUUUUCACACUGGUGCUUCCCCUUAUCACCGGUAUAUCAACACGGGGUGCCUACGGCUUGAUCCAGCGAUCGAAGAAUGAGCCAUAUCAACUCACGAUCCCCCUCAUAGCUGUGAUUGGAUUCCAGCUCAUCUACGAAACUAUCGUCGUAACAUUGAGCCUGACAUAUAUCCUGCCGCCUUCUUCACUAGUCUGUGGUCUGCAUGACCGAUGGCAAAAACUCUAUGCACAAAAAUCCAGUGCUAUUCGAACAAUCCAAGACAGUUUCGAUUGUUGUGGCUUCAAGACUGUUGGGGAUCGUUCAUUUCCAUUCCAAGAUUCGAAAAGACCGACGUGUGCAGCGGACUAUCACAGAAGCUCGAGUUGUUGGGAACAGUGGCGGCAAGCGGAGCAAACCAAUGCCGGUUUGUUGCUACUUGUUGCUGUCAUAGUUUUUAUUGUCAAGGUCUUGUCGAUUCUGUCUCUGCUUACAACCAGAGAGGACUCUUCUUGGAGCACUCCGUGGAUCCGCCGCUUCAAGCGAAGAGCAAAUGGCGAUGCUGAGGACCCAGAAGAUGAUCAUAGAGCUUCAAUGAGGAGACUGAUUGAAGACAAUGCUAACCGUGAGGGGUAUCAUGAUGGGCCGGACGAAUCGGUCGAGAGAGGAAAUCGUAGUGGAGAUCAAGGCCCAAGGGUUGAACCAUCUCCACUGACAGUUACCAAUGAGUGGCACGAUGAAGGAACUUCACGAGCCUGAUCACUGAAUACUUGGACUUACGUUAGGUGCUCACCGAGAGUGGCGUUCCUACGAUAUUUGGAAGAUCUGAUGGGAUUGGAUACGACGGCGCUUGAAGCGUCUUUCAUUUGCGGAGGAGUCUAUCCAGAACACGAUAGCGUCUGUUACGGAGCACAUGCUUGCAUCUCAUAUUAUGUUGGGACAUUAGUCUACUCGUUAUUUCUUGUUCAUUGAGCUUUGGGAAUCGAAACAUUUGUUCUGCGCAACCCCUACUUGGCCCCCCAAGUAAUGCACAGGCGCGUGAAACAAUCCAAAAUAUCACGCGUCACCCCACGCUUGAGC